CAAAAGACAAAGACCUGGCCACCAUCGCUCCAAUCCGGUCGUAUUCAGUGAACACCACUCUAGGAUUUAUACAGACGGAUUUGACUUUCGAGUUUAGUAUUCUAGGGAAUAUUUGUUACCAAGGGUGGUCCGAAACACGAUGUUUUCUAUACUGGGUGACAUACAUCAGAAACAACAUGACAUUUGCGUCCAAUUGUCUAAAAAUACGACCCAACUGGAUGGAAGAGUUAUCAGACGCGGCAAAAUCAACCAAGCUAAAAGAAUUGUUUUUGCCCGGUACACACAAUUCUGGCUCAUACGAAUUCAAACUGCAAACUUACCAUUUUUCGAAAAAAUAUAUAUACACACAAGACGUUGACAUAAUGGGACAACUUUGUUUGGGAGCCAGAUACUUCGAUCUAAGGGUCGGCUACCACAACACCACAAAAGAGCCGUGGUGGGUAGCCCACAACGUGGUUUCCAUAAGGGCACUAUCCAAAGUGUUAGAUGAUUUGACGGCCUUCUUAGACGCCACGAGAGAGAUCGUCAUCCUGGACUUCUAUAAGUUCCCAACGGGUUUCUCUAACGACGAUUCGACGCACACGGAGCUGUUCAAAUUUGUAAACGAUCAUUUCAAAAAUCGUAUGACCUUCCCGUCGUGGGAGAGUACGUUGAGCGAUUUGCAACGUGAUGGCAGCAGACUGUUAGUGACUUUCAACCACGUGCCUAAAACGAUUUCACAAGAAGACUACCUCUGGAAAUCGGCACCCCGAUACUGGCCCAACGCUCAUUAUUUGGAAGAAUUUGUAAAAAAUGUAAAGUCGUACAUCAAACAAAAACAACACAAAACCCAAGCUGUGUUGAUGGGUGAGAUGACGCCGAGAAGUGGAGAAGUCUUCUUGAACUUAAACGGCGGACUGCGAAAAAUGAGCUCAACGGUUAACACCGAAAUCAACACGUGGUUUGGUCAAAAAGAAUUCAUUGAUAAGUGUAACAUCGUGGCCGUGGACUUUAUACAGAGUACCGAUAUUGUGGACGCUGCAGUCUAUUGGAACUCUAAAAAGAAAACAUAAUAGUUAUGACUAAUAUCUUCAGAGGCGUAUUUUUUUUUGUGAGAGGAUAAGAUUGAUCCCACCGCCCCUGUGAUCUAUAAAAUGUCUCG
Adelges cooleyi (spruce gall adelgid) is the source of this 1141-nucleotide messenger RNA. RefSeq names its product PI-PLC X-box domain-containing protein DDB_G0293730-like. The coding region runs from base 177 to 1052 and encodes 291 amino acids. Gene Ontology annotation, molecular function: phosphoric diester hydrolase activity. The record is from RefSeq and is a predicted model, not a curated record. The transcript is spliced from 5 exons. Gene Ontology annotation, biological process: lipid metabolic process. Lineage: Eukaryota; Metazoa; Arthropoda; Insecta; Hemiptera; Adelgidae.